This is a messenger RNA of Tilletiaria anomala UBC 951, 634 nucleotides long. RefSeq lists its product as uncharacterized. Lineage: Eukaryota; Fungi; Basidiomycota; Exobasidiomycetes; Georgefischeriales; Tilletiariaceae. The transcript has 2 exons. Bases 82 to 459 code for a protein of 125 amino acids. The record is from RefSeq and is a predicted model, not a curated record.
GACAAUCUGACAGUCGACAGAGUGACGACAGUCGGGCGUGUGACGCGACAGACUAGUAGGUACAUAUGUACUUGUACAUGCAUGACCGCGUCCUGGAACCGUACUGGCGCGGUCGGUCAUCUUGCGAUCAGUGAUUUCUCAAGUUUCUCGGCGAUCUAUGAUGCAGCCAGUCCUUCCUAUUCAUCAUUUCGCCCCUCAGUUCAUCUCUCUCGCACAUCUCUCAUCCGUAAUGGCAUCAGAUAUUCAGCUAGCAUCUUGUCCAUGGAUUGGGGGUCGGUCAUCGGUCACCAGGGAUAUCCAAAGGUUCAGUACCUGAAUCCUGAAUCAGCAUCUGGAAUUCAAACCGAAUGUCUGAAUAUCGGUGCUACAGGCGCGCUGCUACUGUAUUUACGUGAAGACAUGGGUACACACUUCAGCUUCAGAUGUCAAGAAACCUUUCUCGGCCGGAUUGAGGCUUAGAGCUGGGUACUGCUUGCUCAACCUACUGAACCACUAACUACAUACUCGUUACUGACUAUUGAUCCUGACUACUAACUCAUCUUGCGCUGAUUGCGUUGGUUCAACCUGCCGUUGCGGGGCGUCCAAUCUGCCCACUGCGCAGGCAUUUGGCUCUUGCCUUCGAUAUCAUCUUCUC